Saccostrea cuccullata (small rock oyster) is the source of this 1794-nucleotide messenger RNA. RefSeq names its product zinc metalloproteinase dpy-31-like. Lineage: Eukaryota; Metazoa; Mollusca; Bivalvia; Ostreida; Ostreidae. The record is from RefSeq and is a predicted model, not a curated record. The coding region runs from base 35 to 1642 and encodes 535 amino acids. The transcript is spliced from 11 exons. Gene Ontology annotation, biological process: molting cycle, collagen and cuticulin-based cuticle; proteolysis. Gene Ontology annotation, molecular function: zinc ion binding; metalloendopeptidase activity.
AUAAUAUUUCUAAAAAAUUCAAAAUAUCGCCAUCAUGCUGAAACUAAUUAUUAUUACAGCACUUUUUGCAGUUUUAGUUGCUAAUCCCGUAGACAAAGACGAAAACGGGAAAAUUGCCUCAGAAAGCCUUCGUGAACUAUUGGACGAAGCUGACACUGACGAAACAAAUUUCGGUGAAAGAAAUUUUGAGGACUUCGAGGCAGACGAUGAUGAUGAUGAAAGAGAAAGUAAGCAAGACAGUUCUGUAGAAAAUGGAGAAAAUUCUGAAGAAGAACCAGAUGAAACCAAACCUUCAGCAAGAGACUUCUCCGAGGGCGAGGAAAAAGAAGAGCGAGCUUUUGAUAGCUCCCUGGCAUCAUCAAUGUCCCAACUGGAUGAAAUGAUAAGCUCAGCAAAUCAAGGAUUAAAAACCUCAAAACGAAGCAUGGAAGACAUUGAUAUGAUAGAUGGUGAUGUGAAAUUAGACAAAGAAUCUGCAGCCGAACUUGUAGACUUUUACAAAAGAAAUCCCCAAUUCCUAAGACUGAACAACAACGGAUCAGAAGUAUCUGCACCUGAACCAAUUGAUAAACGAAAAGUGUAUAAUGUUCCAAAAUGGACUUUUCCAAUCAAUUACCGAUUGCAAAUUGCUUCUCCAGCACACAAAACUCUGAUAAAGCAAGCAGUAAACAUCUGGCAACAGCAAACCUGCAUUUCAUUCGUUGAAAGAUCGUCAAUUUCUGCACCAGCAAUCAAUUUUAAGGAGAAUGCUGCUGGGUGCUGGUCUUAUGUUGGCAAAAGAAGUUCUGGUAUUAACGAUAUAAAUCUUCAAAAUGGUUGUAAACACUCAGGAAUAAUCCUCCAUGAGAUCGGACAUGCCCUGGGUUUGUGGCACGAGCAAAGCAGACAGGACAGAGAUACCUUUGUCUCGAUAAUAACAAAUAACAUUGCAAGUGGGCGAGAAAACAACUUCUUGAAAAGACCCGGAGUAACCUAUGGAACACCAUACGACUACGCAUCAGUCAUGCACUAUUCUGACACGGCUUUUGCAAAGUCAGCCGGGCUUAAGACAAUUGUUGCCAAGCAGAGCGAUUACACAAGGACAAUGGGACAAAGAGUCGGUUUAUCAUUCAAUGAUAUCAGAGCUAUUAACUACCACUAUUGUCAGAGCAGAUGCUCUGGGGGAUUAACAUGGUCAUCAUGCAAAAAUGGUGGAUACAGAGAUCCCAGAAGUUGUGGACGUUGCAAGUGCCCGGAUGGUUGGAUUGGACGGUAUUGUCAGGCUGUAAAGAACCCUACGACUGCUGGAUGUGGAUACAAGUAUAGAUAUGCCACAUCAUGCUACAGAUUCUUAAAUACACCUGGAUACUUCUUUCCUAGGAGGUACACGACCAAUGCGGAAUGUACUUGGAGAAUUACGGCACCUGCAGGAAAACGUGUUCGAUUCCAGUUCAUUGGGACCUUUGGUAUUACUUGCAACACACGGUGUUUAGACUUUGUAGAGGUUCGUUACAAAAGUCUAUCUAACACGGGACCAAGGUUCUGCUGUGGAACAAGACCCACAAGAAUCUUCACCUCCACCGGCCGAGUGAUGUUGAUUCUAUUUAGGACACACUCCACUUAUGUAUCAAGGGGCUUCUGGGCAAGAUUCAGAUAUGUCUAAGUCAACUUCUGGGACGUGCUUCUUCAUUAAAUAUGAUCAUAAAUAGGUAGAGACCGUCGCCAUUUUCAAAUAGUAUUUCAUAUGUAUCUUUUAUUAUUCAAGAUCUUUUCUAAUAAAAUAAAAUUUAUAUUUACGGAUACCUGAGUAAAGUG